Aspergillus novofumigatus IBT 16806 is the source of this 246-nucleotide messenger RNA. RefSeq lists its product as uncharacterized. Lineage: Eukaryota; Fungi; Ascomycota; Eurotiomycetes; Eurotiales; Aspergillaceae. Bases 61 to 228 code for a protein of 55 amino acids. The record is from RefSeq and is a predicted model, not a curated record. The transcript has a single exon.
GGAUGCUGUGGAGCAUUGACGAUAUUACCCUUGUUGAUAGUCAGGUAGUCACCCUAAGACAUGUUUUGUUGCACUGCUCUUGAUUGGAGAGGUCAAGGCGCAGUGGCCCGACCCUUUGCUACAGCUACACGAAAUCCUGCAGCUUUGCUACUUGGCGGCGAAGGUUCGAAUAACUGUCCGGCUUCAACAGGGGGAUAUUUUGAACGCGCAGAGUUCGAAUGCUGGUAAUUAUGAUGCAAUUGAAGG